AUGGACACUUCAGCGUCAGGUUCUCCCGACUCUUCCGCCCCUCCGCCCGUUGCGCGGCUCCCAGCAGCCCGUCGGUACCUCCGCCGCAUGCGCCCCGCCGACAAACAGCGCCAAUCGCAGCAGGAGCAGCAGCGGGGCAAGAGUUCAGCACAAACUGUAACCUCCGCAGACGCAAACCCUUCCCCGUUCGCCGCCGCCGCAGCCGCCGGCGCAGCGGAGAACGUGGGGCGUGGCGGCGCGCAGCAAGAGCGGCACGAGGGGCAAGAGGGACGAGAGGGGCAGGAGUGGCAAGAGGGGCAAGAGGGGCAAAGGCGCGAGAAGGACGAGGAGUCUUUUGUAGGGGAGGAUGCGAUUACAAAUAACUCGGUAGAAGGAAACUCGAUAGAUGAUGGAGAGAGCGACGAGAGUGAGGAGAGUGAGGAGAGCGAGGGGGGUGACGAGGGGGAGGAGGACGAUACUGGGAGCGAGUCGUCGUCUGCGCCCCAAAGAGCCCCUUCCCCCUCCCCUCCCCCGAAUCUCAAUCCCCUCGCGCUGCUCGCGCUCUCCCACGCGCCCUUCCCCUCCGCCUCUUCGGUCACCAGCACCACCGCCACCACCUUUUCAGGCGGGACCAGCCCCACGCUCUCCUCCGCCGCCGCUGCCUCCUCCCGUUCCGCCGUCUCCCCGCCCGCCUCCCCCUCCGCGCCCUCCGCUUUCCCAAAUUUCUCUUUCGCUCCGCCCCAAGCCGCGCACCCGAUUCCCCACCCGCGCCCGCCGUCGUCCGCCGUCGUCAACAUGGCUUCGCUGACGGCUUCGCAGAAGUUCGCGAAGCUGCUCCAGCAGCUCGCGAAGCAGUCGGCGGAGCUGUCGGAGCUGCGCGGGGAGCUGGCGGACGCCAAGGGGGAAGUGGCGGAGAUGCAGGCGGUACUGGCGAAGGCGGGCCUGGAUUUCGUGCGCGAGCGCAUGGAGAAGGAGCGCCUCGGGCAAGCCUGCGCGAAACUUAACAACGCGCUGCUCUCCUCGCGCCGCGAGACCGCGGACGAGCGCGAACGGCGCGAGCUAGCGGAGCGGUUAGCUGUGGCCGCGGAGCUUGUGCGGAGGCAGCUGCUGGAGGAGAUCACGCUGGAGCGCGCGCAGCUCGCGCGCGCGGACAACUGGCGCGAGCAUAACGUGCAUUUAAAGCUUGUCGAGGCGCAGAUGGUAGUUUCGGAAAAGGUGGCGAUGUUAGAAGUGCUGCACGCGGAACUGGAGAAGAAGUUCCGCCAGGUGGGCGCGGGGAGGCUGUGGCGCGGGGAGGAGGAGCGCCCGUUCGGCUGGUUUUUGAAGUUUCUCAAGCAGCCCGAAGGCAAGGCGUGGGCAGUUGAGGGGCUGGGGGGGGAAGGAGAGGAGGGCGGCGGGGCGGGGGAAAAGGGGAAGGGGAAGGCGGAGGAGGGCGCUGCUGGUGCGGGUGCUGAUGAGGGUGAUGCCAUGGAUGGUGCUAGUUCUUCUAACGGAGCUGCUUCAAACGAGGCUGAUACUCAGGAAGGUGAACGUAGGGGUGACAAUAACAGUGCAAGAGACAGUACCGAGAGUGACUCUGACGAGUAUGAAAAUGACAGGGCUGGCGGUAGCUCUGACUCGCUCACCGAGGCUGUCCCGCUGGUCGGGGGAGGCGGAGACGAGCUUCGGAUUCCGAAGCUGCGGGACAGGUCCGGGAACGCGGGCGGAAGCAGCAGUUCGCGGAUUCCAGGGCGGGGGGGAGGCAGCAGGUGCAGGUGGCGCGGCGAUCGGCUGUUGGAUGCGGACGAGCCCAUGUUGCUGCAAGGGGGAUACCACGGCUGUAGCGCGUGCGGCCAUGGCAGGCCGUCGGCUGUAGCGGCUGCAGCAGCACGCAUGAGUAGUUUCUGUAGCAGCUGUGGCGGAAGGGGCACUGGGAAUAAUAGGACUAGCGGGGUGGGUGCUAGUGUGAGCAGCAGUGUUGGGUCAUUAGGUUUAGAUGGGUGGCUUGAUUUGUCUGCACUUGCAUCUGUUUGCUCCCCCGAGUGGUUUGCUACAGCAGCAGCAGUCACUGUAGCGUCAGUGAACAGUGUUUGCGUGGUCGGAAUGGCAGAGCAGCCGAAGCAAGGCCCUGUGGCUGCAUGCACCGCGGCAGGCUCGGCCCGAGGCAAGGCAACAGGUCUGGAGGGCCUUCCCUUAGCACGAGAGACGGUGGGAUUGAUGAAAGGUUCGGAGAGCGGGGCAAGGGCAAGGCGUCGGCUUUGUUGCCUCCCAAGCCCCAACGGGCAGGCAGGGGAGCAGAGGCAGGAAGUGGAGGAGGGAGAGGUUGUGGAGGAGGGGAGUACUGCCAGUGCUGUGGGCGUUGCUGUCGGUGCCCGAUUGGAAAUGGAGGUCGCUAGCCGCACCACCAUGGACAGCAGUGUGAAAGGAUGA
Messenger RNA from Closterium sp. Naga37s-1, 2388 nucleotides. The record is from the annotation of a GenBank genome assembly. NCBI's taxonomy places the organism in Eukaryota, Viridiplantae, Streptophyta, Zygnematophyceae, Desmidiales, Closteriaceae.